AUGGCUUACAAUCCUCCCAGACGCAGGCAAGAUCUACCUUCUAUGCCCGAGAUUGUUCAAAAUAUUAUCAGAAACGUCGACAACCUUCCAGAUAUUUUGAACUGUGCCUGCGUCAACAGGAUUUGGCAUGUGGAAGCGUUGAGGCGGCUCUAUGAAGGAUCUAUUCAUGACAUGCGAUUCCGUACACCUGACACGACCUCACUCAAUUAUCUGUUGGAGGCAUCACGGGAACGCUUCACCCAAAACAUGAAGUUUGUGAAGCACCUCUUGGUCUGUCCGCAAACACCCGGAGACGAUAGUUCUAGCAGCAGACACGAUCAAGCGACAGGCUUUGAGACAGGCCAUGCGGCGCGACUCCCUGCGCCUGCGCUGCUUCCUCAACCUCGAGGAAGGCGUCAUACCAGUCUCGUCAUCCCCUUCGAGCUCAUGCGCCAAGAUUGGCCGUUGCUUGCGGACCUCCUUCCCGCUCCUACAGUUGAGUUCCUGGCUAUUAAUCACGGCUAUUGCCAACUCGUUGCACCUCGGUUUGCUUCUGUUGUGAGUUUGCUUCGAGACCGCCUUUGCUCUCGCAAGGUCGUGGCUAAUACUAGCAGCAGGAUAGACUUUCAAAUCUCAAAGCUCUCACCAUCUACCCGUCCAGAUUCACCGCCGACGUUGACAGUCUUUGUAGAUUGUUAG
Metarhizium brunneum ARSEF 3297 is the source of this 678-nucleotide messenger RNA. RefSeq lists its product as uncharacterized. Lineage: Eukaryota; Fungi; Ascomycota; Sordariomycetes; Hypocreales; Clavicipitaceae. The record is from RefSeq and is a predicted model, not a curated record.